UGUGGUUCGUACGUCCUUACCUCAAGUUGGUCAGAAAUUCACAGACUUGGCUGAGGCAUGGUCAUUUUGGGUUAACUAUGGAGGCCGGGCAGGUUUUGAGGUCAGAAAAAGGUCAAGCUGGAAAAGUAAAAUUGAUGGAAUGGUAACUUCAUGUAGAUAUGUGUGUGCAAAGGAGGGUCGUCGAGUACAAGACAAGAGGGAUCAUCUCACAAAGAACCCUAGAGCUGAAACAAGAACAGAUUGUGAUGUCCAUAUGUGUCUUUCAUUAGAUCGAGUGGCAGGACAUUAUGAAGUGGUGGAGGUAGUGCUUGCUCACAAUCAUGGUGUCUACUUACCACAAACUUUCCAUUUGAUGUCAUCACAACGGAGGAUUUCAGAAUUGCAAGCCGUUGAAAUUGAGGCUGCCGAUGACUCUGGAAUUAGGCCAAGGCAUGCACAUGACUUGGCUAGUCGCCUUGUUGGGGGGCCAAUGAAUCUCAGCUACACGCCUCGUGAUCACAAAAAUCACUUGCAGAGCAGGCGCCAAAGAGAGUUAGCAUAUGGUCAGGCGGGAAGCAUGUUGAAGUAUUUUCAACAAAAUCACUUGCAGAGCAGGCGCCAAAGAGAGUUAGCAUAUGGUCAGGCUGAGAAUCCGUCUUUCCAGUAUACUUUACAAUUGGAUUCCGAAGAACAAAUAAGUACUAUAUUCUGGGCUGAUGCAAAGAUGUGCAUUGAUUAUGCAUACUUUGGAGAUGUUAUCGCCUUUGACACUACUUUUGGCACAAACAAAGAAUAUAGGCCUUUUGGUGUUUUCGUCGGAUUCAAUCAUUUUAGAGAGACCGUUAUUUUUGGUGCUGCUCUUUUGUUUGAUGAAACACGUGGCUCUUUCAAAUGGUUAUUUGAGGCUUUUGUAGAGGCACACAACGGAAAGCAACCUAGAGCUAUAUUUACCGAUCAAGACACGGCAAUGGGAUUGGCUGUUGGGGAUGUUUUCACCCAAGCAUGGCAUGGCUUGUGCACCUACCACAUCAUGCAAAAUGCCGUCAAGCACUUGUGCAAUAGCAAAGUUGAAGAAUCAAAAAAAGAGGAAGAUGAAGAACCUCAUAUCCUCUUAGAUUUCAGCGCUUGUAUGUAUAAUAUUGAGGACAAGGCAGCCUUUGAAGAGGCAUUUGACAUCAUGAGAAAUAAGGUGGAUAAGAAGAAGGCCUCAUGGCUAGAUAGCAUCUACAAGUUAAAAGAAAAGUGGACUGAAUGUUACAUGAGGGAUGUUUUCACAUUGGGAAUGAGAAGCACACAAUUAAGUGAGAGUUUCAAUAGUGAUUUGAAAAAACAUCUCAAAUCAGAUUUUGACAUCAUUCGCUUCUUAAAACAUUUUGAAAGGGCUGUGCGAGGAAAAAGAAACAAGGAGCUAGAUGCAGAAUUUGAAGCUACUAAAAAGCUGCCUAGAAUAGGGAUGGAGACUCCUAUGUUGUUGCAAACAAGCGAAGCUUACACACCGACCAUAUUUGAAGCAUUCAAAUCUGAAUAUAGAAGAUCCAUGGCUGCAUGUAGUAGAGCAUUGGAUGGAGAUAAUACAUAUGCUGUUACAAUUGUGAGGGCUAAUGGUGAUUUGAGUUCCGAACUAGAGCGCAUAGUUGUCGGUGAUCCCUUGGAGCAAACGGCUUCUUGUAGCUGUUUUCAGUUUAAAAGGACCGAAGUAUUGUGUGUGCAUGCUUUAAAAGUUCUUGACUUGAUGAAUAUCAAGUUAUUGCCAAACCAUUAUCUUUUAAAGAGAUGGACCCGAGAAGCAAAAUCUGAAACUAUACAAGAUACCAAAGGAAGGGAUAUAAUUGAAGAUCCAAAAUUGGAUGCUAUGUUGCGCUACAAGUUUGUUUCUCACAAAUUUCAUGAUUUUGCAAGUGAAGCCGCAAGCGAUCCGGAAUGUAUCUUGUUGGUGGACAAUGCAUUGGACAUCCUUGCCAAGCAAGUACGGGAAAAACUGAGGAUAUCUAGAAGUAUUUUGAGUGAAUCCUCUAAUGUGCGGCCUAAUGUUCAACAAGAUGAGGGUUUGCUUAGUUCUGCACGCCUCAAGAAAAAAGAGGUUCAACCGAAAAGUUCAAAGAGACAUAAACCUUGGAUCGAGAAGACACGCAAGUACAAAAAGAAAGACCCAAAGGAAUCUAGCCAGCAAGAGAAAGAGAAUCAAGUUGGUGGAGAAACUCAAGCAACAACUGAAAAUGCUAAUAAUGCCAGCAAUGCAUUCAGGAGCUACACAGACUUGCUAAUGGGUUCUAAUGGAAUUGAUGAUAUGGAUUUUGGAGAUCUUCUUUAGGUUCCUAUUUCAUGACAAGAAGAAGAUAGUCCAUCUUCUUCUUUUGGCCUGAAUAUGUUCAGCUUGAAGAAAUUUGUGAAAAACACUGCAAAAUGGUGUUCUUUUGUGUAGAACCUGCAGCUCUAGUACUAUAUUUUGUUGGAGGUUAUUAUGGUUAUUUGUAUCAUGACUAAUGUUUGUAUUCUGGUUGAUUUUGGUUGAAUUCUGGUUGAAAACGGAGUAUUUUUACAGGUUUCUAUCCA
Triticum dicoccoides is the source of this 2532-nucleotide messenger RNA. Its product is annotated as protein FAR1-RELATED SEQUENCE 5-like. The transcript is spliced from 3 exons. Gene Ontology annotation, molecular function: zinc ion binding. NCBI's taxonomy places the organism in Eukaryota, Viridiplantae, Streptophyta, Magnoliopsida, Poales, Poaceae. The coding region runs from base 140 to 2290 and encodes 716 amino acids. The record is from RefSeq and is a predicted model, not a curated record.